UGUGUCGCGAAAACAUCUUCCAUUCAUUCGUUCGUCGCCGUGUCUGCGGUCAAGUCCGGAACGUCGUCGCGUCGCACUUUCACUCGUCGUGUCUGUUGAUGUGAGGAUUAUUUUCUGGUGUUUUGGUGAAUUUAAUAAAUUUUGAAGGGCGUUGCUGAAAAAGAAAAACAUUUUGCGUGAAAAUUGAUGAAAACGGUGAUUAAUUUGAAUAGUAGAUGCAUUGCGGAAAGAUUUUCUUGCGAUGAAGCCAUUCGAGUGUCGCCCUGGCAGUGGAUGAUGGUGAUGAAAAAAUGGCAACAUGGGAAAAAUAAAAAGUUUCCCUUUUGCUGCUUGUUGAGACCCGUAGCAGAGCUUUCAGUGAUUGGCACUUUCUUGUAAUUAAAAUUUCUCAGAGGAACUUAAACUGAGGAAAAGUUUGCUUUUAUUUUCAAAAUAAAUUGAGAUUAGUGACUAUCGUGUAUUUUCUUUUAUACUGCUCGAGAAAAGUGUUGGUUGUGCAAAGGAAGAACUUCUUGCGAAGAAGUUGAACUGGAGGAAAACGCUUUUGGAUACCAAAUUUUGCGGCCAUCUUUCCAUCGUCGUUGUUGUUGUUGCUGUUGGGUACGUGUGCAGCACCGCGACGCCCAGACGCAGAGCAAACGAAGCGGAUAGAAGAACCUUUUGGACGGAGAGUGUUGAGCUGCUGCAGUGUAAAGGUGUGAGUGAACAUCCUAGGGUGGUGUUAGUGAGUGUAUUUUGCGGUGGUGGAUCGAAUUUUCGUGGAACCCCAAAGUGGGUCGCCUGCGGAUCAGUGAAUCGUUCAGUUCGAAAAGAAAACAAUAAGGGCACAAUAAACCCUUGAAGGUGUCGAUGCAAAAUUGAUUUUGAUGAGUUAAUAAAAGUGAAUCAAUUGCGUCCAUACGAUUCGGAUUAUAGAAGUGCUGUAGCUCGCAGUGUGAGCAACCAGAAGAAGAGUGAUGUCUUCGCAAACUACAACUCCCGGUGCUUCCGGUGCUGCAGCAACAGCGGCUUCGGCAGCGGCUGGCGUUGCCAACAUGGAGACCGAUGAUCUGGUCGAUCCAAUGAAUGAUUUUCUGCCGCUGCUGCCGGAGAAUAUCAAACAGGAGCUGUUUGAAGGCACGGCUGCUGCGGCCGCCGCUGCCGCAGCUGACAAGGGCACGGCCAAUCCGUGCGAUAGCGCUGAGAACAAGGGCGACGCUCCGGAAACCGCGUCCACCGACACACAGAUUCAGACCAAGUGCGUCUGGUGUCAGCAGAUUCUGGCCACCACCGAUCGGCCGAAGCUGUUGGAAUGCUUACACGUGGCAUGCGAUCCCUGCAUCAAACAGAAAUUCUCCGACCUGCCGCACAACACGCCGGUGCUGUACUGCCCUGUGUGCAAGAUGGAAUCCCGGAUGGAGUUCAUCAUCGACAACGUGUUCCUGAGUGAAAACACGGCGGACGAUAAUCCCGGAAGCGUGGAGUCAACGAAGGAUAUGAUCAAGUGCAGUAGUUGCUCGGACGACGCCAUCGCCACCUCGUGGUGCGUUGAGUGUGCGGAAUUUAUCUGUGAUAGCUGUGUGCAGGCGCAUCAGCGGCUCAAAAUCACCAAGGAGCACACGAUCAAACCGAAGGAGGCGGCAUGCAGUGAAACGCCCGGAAGCAGUGGCCUCCCCGGGAAGAACAUUAUGUGUCACAUACAUUCGCAGGAAAAACUGUCCCUCUACUGCGAGACGUGCGACCGGUUAACGUGUCGCGAUUGCCAGCUAGUGGACCACCGAGAUCACAAGUACAAGUUCGCCAACGAGAUUGCCAGUGAAACGAGGAACUCGCUGCAGGCGCUCCUCAGCGAGAUCGGCUACAAAAAGGUGCUCCUCUCCAGUGCAAUGAAGGUGAUAGACGACCGACAGGCGCUGAUAACCGAGAAGAAGAAGGAACUGUCCAAAGAGAUUGCCGACCUGGUGGUGAAGCUGACCAAUGCCGUCAACAUGCGCGGCAAGCAGCUGGUCUACCGGUUGAAUCAGGUGUGUGACACGAAACUACAGGUACUAAACGAAAAGAAGGAAGCACUUCAGUUGUUAUCUGGUCACACGGAUCAUUGCAUAGAGUUUGUGCAAAGUGCCCUGGAGAAGGGCAGUGACAGCGCAGUUCUGUACAGCAAGAAAACGUUGGCCAGGCAUUUACAAAAAGUGAAAUGUCAACGAGCAGAUAUCCCCAACCCGGAGAUACCGGUUCGAGUACAGUUGUUCCUAUCGAAUGUUCCUGAGCUGCAAAAUGUUAUAGCUCGCAUUGGUACGAUUCUUGUCGAUGGAAAAGUAUACCCACCUCCACCUGGGCCUGCCGGCGCCGUUGGUGUCCCACAAGUACCCGGAGUAGUUCAAAACAGGUCCAAACAGCCCAGUCCUAACAUCACACCUCCUCUGCGGCCAGGCAUGCCCGGUCCAGGAAUGACAACGUUAACUUCCAACAAUGCCAACGGGCCCGGAGGGUUCCCAAAUGUGCCACCUAUGUACAAUGGAAACGGAGGAGUCCCGGUGGGAGGUGGUGCUUUCCCACCGAAUCAUCCAAUGGGACGAACGUUUUCCCAGGAAAAUGGUCCCGGAGGUGGUUUCGGGAGAUUCCCGAUGGGUCCGCCACAUGGCAUGCCACCUCAACAGCACGUCAGUUCCUCCACACAUCCUCAGAAUAUGGAUUUACGUAAUCUCUUGAGUCAUCAAAAAUCGAGCGGACCUAAUCGCGGUUCGCCCAACAAUGCUCCGAGUUCAGCUGGCAAUGCUAAUGUUAAUAAUCAAUUCAACACAGCUAACUACAUGGGUAGUGUUCCACCUGGUUCAGCAGGUCCGCAGCAUAGGAUGGCUGCCCAAAUGGGUGGUGCGCCUCCCGGUUAUCUAGCAGCCGCAGGACACCAGAACUUCAAUCAAGGACAACCCGGCCCAAACAGCAACGGUAUGGGUAUGGGUGGUAACAAUCCACGUUUCCAAAACUUCCAAAGAUUUGCUAUGCCUCCGGCCGCCAUGCGACACAUGAUGGGAAAUAAUACUUCUACUCUCCUCACACCAAAGCAGCAAGCAGCAAUGCGCUAUCCUGGUCAGCAGACCCCGCCCGGAUACAACCCUAAUUCGCCACAGCCUGGUCAGAUGCAACCACAGCAUCCGAGUGGGAGCAAUAGCGGGGGAGGCGGGGGAGGAGGUGGCGCUAAAUGGCACAUUCCUCAAAAUAUGCAAGGACAGCAAAACAAUGGGUUUGGAGGUCCAUCUGGACUACAUCUGUUCGGAAAUGGACCAAACGAGUCGUUCAAAAUACCCUUGAAAUCGCCGGAUACGAUGCGAAAUUCGAUGAUGAUAAACGGCAGUAAUGUUGGCCCGGGAGGACCAGGAGCUCCAAAUCAAAUGGCGCAUCACCAUCAACAACAGCAACAACUUCAGCAGCAGCAGCAACAACAGCAACAGCAGCAGCAACAACAAGCCAAUCAUCACCUCCAGCAGUUGCAGAAUGCGCUUCCGAAUGUCACUUCCACCAAUCCGAAGACUCCCUCACCUAGUACGAAUGAACCUGGAAAAGACUUUGCCGAAUCAAUAGACAAAACCUGCGAAGAUUCGGUGAAUGACCUGAUGGCAACCAUCGCAAAAUUAGACUCGAACGGUGUGCAGGUUCUACCGGAAGGUCAUCGUGGUAAAACCACCUCGCCACAAGUACACAGCUCAACGGAUCUCAACACCAGCGGAAUGGUGGCAGGUGCUGGCGCUGGAGUACUCGUGGACGACAAAAGCCUCCCCAAGGAGCUGGACCCAAACGAAGAUUGGUGCGCGGUGUGUAUGGAUGGAGGUGAACUGAUGUGCUGUGAUAAGUGUCCCAAAGUGUUUCACCAGACGUGUCACAUACCAGUGAUCGACAGUCUGCCGGACGAGAGCGAAACCUGGCAGUGUUUGCUGUGCUAUAAUUUUGCCGAUUUGCCACCGGGCGAAAAGCGAAACGUAGGAAUCACCCCGCUCGAGUUGAAGAUUCUGCAGAGGAUUAUACUGGAACUUUUCUGUCAGUAUGAAACCAGUAUGCCGUUCCGGCAUCUGGAACCGGAAGUUAACAAAGCGUACUAUGACAUUGUUUGCAACCCCAUCUCGCUAACGAUGAUUCGGGACAAGCUGGAGAUGACUAACCCUGAGCACUACACUGAUAUUUCGUCGUUCAUUGCCGACAUCAGGCGGUUAUUCAAUAAUGUGUAUCUGUUCUAUCAGGAAGACAGUAUCUCCUACAAGAGCGCCCAUAAGCUUGAAAAGUUCUUCGAGCAACAACUGGCCAAAUGGCUACCCAAGUAUCUGGAGACUGAAAGCUUUGUCGAUGAUUACCUGCAGAACCCAGCCAAGCGUAUCAAGAGCCUCCAAGAGGAUUAACAGUCAAUGACGGGCGGUGAGGGCGGUAUCGGACCGCAAGCGCCGCAAAACCGGUCUCCUCAGCAACCAAUUUCGCCCCAUAAACCGCAACAACAGCCACGGCAGCAUUUUUUUCACCACCAAAAUCUUCACCCAGCGGAACACCAUCAGCAGCAGAAAUUUCAGUCCCCUGGAUCCAGUGAUGGAUCCAGGGUUUUCGACAGUACAACCAACAGCUGUAGUAGCACCACUACAGCAACAGCAGCAUCAACCUCAGCAACAAUCAGCGUCAUCGCCACGGUGGGAGCAUCAGCAGCAGCAGACACAGGAGGGAGCGCAGACGGUCGAGCCCAGCAGCAGCAAGAUGGGAGGCCUAGUUCAAGGGAGAACAAAGCGACUUCGCAAGAUGCGAAUGGAGGUGGACUGGACGCUGUUGCUGCUGCCGCCGUCACCGAAGGGUCACCGAAAGAAGCGAAAACGGGUGCCUAAAAGAAAGCUGGACAAGGUUAAGAAGCAUAAGCAGGAGAAAAAACAAGUUCCCCCACUUACUCAGAAAGGGAAGUCAAAGGAACAAAAAAAGACGAAAGUAACAAAAAUGCGUUUGAAAAAGCAAAAGUUGUCUCAUGGUGAGCAGAAGCAAAAGGGAGAGGACGCCAAAUUGUAAAAUAACACCCGGAAUGUGUCGCGGAGCGAACGAAAUUGUAUGUGUUUGUGUGUUUGAUUUUGGAAUAAUGUCGGCAUGAAUCAAAAGAAAUGAUUUUUUCGUACCUAAAUGAGGACUUUCGAGAACGAAGAAAGAAUUGCAACAAAGAUGUAAAUAUUAGUUUCUUAGGAAUCUAUUUGGAUAAUGUAAAAUUAUGCAGUAAUAUAUUGUAUUAAGAGAUAAAAUAACCACAACUACAAUAAAACAAACACGCAAUCUCAAUCGAACAAAACUAAUUGAAAGAUCAAAUCUGGGCUGUUUCGCUGUUAUUUAGUAAUUCGAAUGAACUAAAUUUUAAAGAAAAAGAGAGCAGCCGCUGGUUUUUGUAACGAGCAUUUGGUUGCCGGUUGGAUGCUGCCCAAUCAUGCGGCUUUAUUGAUUAAUUUUAAUUCUCAUUUACAACACUAUUCUAUUAUUUAUUAUGUCACUCAAACAUUUAAUAGGUUAUCACUUAUUUACGAAUUAAAAUGUUAACGACAAGGUAUCGCAUAUGUAUACCAAUGGACAGAUUGUUGCGUAAAACGAAAUUAUUGGUGGAUGAUAUUCAGCAGCCAGAUCCGAGGACAUUCAAUGAAAGCAGUUACUCUUGGUACAGCGCAUCUUCAUAAAAUAAAAAAUAAUCCAUUAUUCUUGAACAAUUGUGAAUCAUAGAGUCCAUACGACUAACUGGUAGCAAAAUUAUUUCAAUUCCCAGAUAGCUAACCUAUCAACACAGAGAGAAUAAAAAAAUAAGUUUUUAAAGCCUCUAAGGAAUUUGUAAAAAGAAUACCGUUUUGCUCCUUAGCGGUUUUUUGUAGUUUUUUUUGUAGAGCUUGAUUACAAACUCUCUUUAUCUUCUAUCGGUACAUUUAUCUACACGUAGUUAAGGAAAGCGAGCUUUCUUCCGGUAUGAUAGUGAAACCUGUAAGAUUUAUUUUCCGUAUACGAGAAGAAACACCUAAACGUAGAUUCGUUAGUAGAUGCAGGGAGAUAUAAGUGGCUGGUUGAUAAGCCCAUUUGCAUAGUCUGAAGAGCACAGUGAGCAUCAUGCAAAAGGCUCUCUCGUUCUCCAUCAUAUUUCUCCUCGCCCCUAUCCCAUGACAGCAGAACACGCAACAAACUGCUACAAAGACAUUUCACUGGAUCAGAAUGAACAACGUGAAACUUGUAGAAAAAAAACACAGAAGAAGAAAUCACCGAACACCCAAAGUGGAGAACAAAAUAAAAACACGUAAAACUGAACUCAAAUUGUAA
Armigeres subalbatus is the source of this 6282-nucleotide messenger RNA. RefSeq names its product E3 ubiquitin-protein ligase TRIM33-like. Gene Ontology annotation, biological process: chromatin organization. The record is from RefSeq and is a predicted model, not a curated record. Bases 957 to 4367 code for a protein of 1136 amino acids. Gene Ontology annotation, molecular function: protein binding; chromatin binding; ubiquitin protein ligase activity. NCBI's taxonomy places the organism in Eukaryota, Metazoa, Arthropoda, Insecta, Diptera, Culicidae. The transcript has 12 exons.